AUGUUUGGAAAUCUUAUUAUUUCUUCACAACAAGUUACAUAUAACAACUCCAUAGAUCACAAAAUAAAUAUUGAAAAACCCCGAAGGCUUACAGAUACCAAAAGACUACAUUUAAAAAUGCCAAUAUUUUUAAAAAGAGCUACAAAAGAACAGGAAAUAAUUUCUAAAAUAGAGGAAGUUAUAAGAGUCACGAGAAAGGUUGAAGGAAGAAAUUGGAAAACUAAGAUCCAAGAAGUUUUUCCUAAAAAAUUCUGUGACAUACAAAAAGCGGCUCAGCGAGUAUAUAAAUUAUAUACUUACAGAGGUCUUUCCAAUCUUUUCGGGGCGCAGACCAUUACUUCUUAUGUUUUGAUGAGGAUAUACAAUAAAGAUUUUGAUCAAUUAAUCCUAGAAGCCCAAACACAGAAAUCUCAGGAAGAGGCAAAGUUAAUUAAUCUGUACGAUACUUUCGCAGGGGCUCAAGAACAAGAGG
Molecule: messenger RNA, 472 nt
Organism: Dentiscutata heterogama
Lineage: Eukaryota; Fungi; Glomeromycota; Glomeromycetes; Diversisporales; Gigasporaceae
Source: the annotation of a GenBank genome assembly